This is a messenger RNA of Rubroshorea leprosula, 684 nucleotides long. The record is from the annotation of a GenBank genome assembly. NCBI's taxonomy places the organism in Eukaryota, Viridiplantae, Streptophyta, Magnoliopsida, Malvales, Dipterocarpaceae.
CGAUUCAAUGAGAUCAAUUAAUUCAUCAUCAUCAUCAAACAAAAUUGCCUCGUCCGAGGCUUGCUAGGUUCGAUCUUACCAAAAAAAAAAAAAAAGCUCCUGGGUUCAAAACAACCCAGCGGUUCUACUGGGUUCCCAAACCUAGCGAAUCUGUUGGGUUCGAUACCCAGCAGAUGCGUUAGUCUUCAUCUUCUUCCUCAGCAUCCUCCCACUCAAAUCUUCUCCAUUCAUUCUAAAUCAAACAUUCAAUUCAAUGAGAUCAAUUAAUUCUUCAUCAUCAUCAUCAUCAAACAAAAUUACCAAAAAAAAAAAAAAGAAAAAAGAAAAAAAGCUGUUGGGUAUCGAACCCAGCAGAUGCGCUCUGUUCGAUCAACUAGCAGAUCUGCUGGGUUCGAUCGAGCUAGCAGAUCUACUAGGUUCUCAAACCCAGCAGAUCUGUUGGGUUCAAUGGAGCCAGCAGAUCUACUGGGUUCGAUAAAGCCCAGUGAAUCUGCUGGGUUCUUGAACUCGGCAGCUCUGCGGGGUUCUCAAACCCAGCAAUGGUAGAGGUUGAAGAGAAAAGUAAAAGGGUUUGCAGAAGGCAAAGGAAAUGAAGAGGAAAGAGCCCCCGUUCGGAAGGAAGAGAGAAAUAAGGAUUUAGAUCUUAGAGGUUGAAGAUAAGGGUAAUAUAGUCAUUUUAUUAUG